This is a messenger RNA of Strigops habroptila (Kakapo), 3127 nucleotides long. It is a transcript of the gene PARN, whose product is annotated as poly(A)-specific ribonuclease. Bases 81 to 2090 code for a protein of 669 amino acids. Gene Ontology annotation, molecular function: poly(A)-specific ribonuclease activity; metal ion binding; RNA binding. The record is from RefSeq and is a predicted model, not a curated record. Gene Ontology annotation, biological process: nuclear-transcribed mRNA poly(A) tail shortening. Gene Ontology annotation, cellular component: cytoplasm; nucleus. Lineage: Eukaryota; Metazoa; Chordata; Aves; Psittaciformes; Psittacidae. The transcript has 25 exons.
CGUGCGGAGGGGCGGUUUCCGGCAGCGCUCGGAGGAGGCUGCGGGUGGUGCCGGGCCGGGCCGGGCCGGGCCGGUGCGGGAUGGAGGUGACCAGAAGCAAUUUUAAGGAUAACCUAAACAAAGUGUAUGAAGCCAUUGAGGAGUCGGACUUCCUGGCCAUUGAUGGGGAGUUUUCAGGGAUCAGUGAUGGGCCUUCUGUUAGUGCGUUAACCAAUGGCUUUGACACUCCAGAAGAAAGAUAUCAGAAACUUAAAAAGCAUUCCAUGGAUUUUUUGCUCUUUCAGUUUGGCCUUUGCACUUUUAAAUAUGAUCACACAGAAGAAAAGUAUAUAAUGAAGUCAUUUAAUUUCUAUAUUUUUCCAAAACCCUUUAACAGAAGUUCACCAGAUGUCAAGUUUGUCUGUCAGAGUUCAAGUAUAGAUUUUUUAGCAAAUCAAGGAUUUGAUUUUAAUAAAGUGUUUCGCAAUGGAAUUCCAUAUUUAAAUCAGGAAGAAGAAAGACAACUAAGGGAACAGUAUGAUGAAAAACGUUCUCAGGCCAAUGGUGCAGGCUCUCUGUCAUACAUUUCUCCUAAUGCCACAAAAUGUCCUGUAACAAUUCCGGAAGAUCAGAAAAAGUUCAUUGAAAAAGUAGUGGAACAGAUAGAAGACUUGCUAAAGAAUGAAGAAAAUGAAAGUUUGGAACUGGAGCCAUGUACAGGAUUUCAGAGGAAAUUAAUUUAUCAGACCUUGAGCUGGAAGUACCCAAAAGGUAUCCAUGUGGAAACUCUGGAGUCAGAUAAGAAGGAGAGAUAUAUUGUUAUUAGUAAAGUAAAUGAAGAAGAACGGAAAAGAAGAGAACAGCAGAAACAAGCAAAAGAACAGGAGGAGUUGAAUGAUGCGGUAGGAUUUUCCAGAGUCAUUCAUGCCAUUGCUAAUUCUGGGAAACUUGUUAUUGGGCACAACAUGCUGCUGGAUGUUAUGCAUACCAUACACCAGUUUUAUUGUCCCCUACCUGAUGACCUAAAUGAGUUCAAGGAAGUAACAUCAUGUGUCUUUCCCAGGCUGUUGGAUACUAAACUGAUGGCAAGUACACAACCUUUUAAGGAAAUGAUUAAUAAUACAUCCCUUGCAGAACUGGAAAAGCGUUUAAAAGAAGUUCCAUUCAGCUCUCCUAAAGUUGAAAGUGCUGAAGGGUUUCCAAGUUAUGAUACAGCUUCUGAACAACUUCAUGAAGCAGGAUAUGAUGCUUACAUUACUGGGCUGUGCUUCAUCUCCAUGGCUAAUUUCCUAGGUUCAUUCCUCAGUCCUCCGAAAAACCAUGUGUCUGCUAGAUCAAACCUCAUUGAACCCUUUUUUAACAAGCUAUUUCUUAUGAGAGUAAUGGACAUACCAUAUCUCAAUUUGGAAGGACCAGACUUGCAGCCAAAACGAGAUCAUGUUCUUCAUGUUACUUUUCCCAAAGAGUGGAAGACUAGUGACCUUUAUCAGCUUUUCAGUGCCUUUGGUAACAUUCAGGUUUCGUGGAUUGAUGAUACAUCAGCAUUCGUAUCACUGAGCAAGCCAGAACAAGUACAAAUAGCUGUAAACACCAGCAGGUAUGCCGAAAGUUAUAGGAUCCAGACAUAUGCAGAAUAUGUUGAGAAAAAACAUGAAGAAAAACGGGCAAAAAGAAAAUGUACAGAAGAUAGUUGGAAGGAGAUGGAGAGAAAGCGGUUAAAAACUCAGUGCACACCUUACGUUUCCCAGAGUCGAUACUACUGUGUUAACAGUUUUACAGGUACAAGUACAGUGGGAAAAAGAAGCAUGAGUCCUAUUCAGGAAGAAACUAGUUCUGAUGAUAUGGAAGAGGGAGAAGGCCAAGAUCCAGAAUAUGAUCAGACAGACUCCUGUGCAGAGUCCCUCCCAGAUGGUAAGAAGAGAGCCAAAAAAUUCAAAAAGAUCAAGACAGACCAAGUUCCAGCAGCAAAAGUACUUUGUACUGUAUGUCUGACUGAACAAAGGCAGGUGACUGUGGUUCACCUGAUGUUUUUGCUGCCUUGUGAAGCCUCACAACUAGUUCCACUGGAAUUUUUGAAGUCCCUGAAACAUGGUAGGAAACAACUGCCUUAACAAGUGGAAUUGAUUGAAAGCAGUUGCAAGAAUACACCUCUUGGAAGCCAUACUUUAUUUAAAUAAAGUGGUGUUAACAAAGCAGUAUGUGUCCUGAAAAUCAGUUUAACUAUUUUAAACUGUUUACUGAACAAUCACUGUCAAUUUUACAUGUGUGUUUAUUAACUAGUAUAUGAUUCGUUGUUGAUCACGUGAAAUCCUUGCUGUCGUAAAUGUUAGGUUUAAGAAGCAAGACUAAAUGUAUUUUGGUCACCUACUUUGGCAUGUUGGCUAUAAAAUGUACAAAAAGUACUGGCACUCUAUGAUUUUGUGCUAGGCUGUUUCUUGUGCUUGAGGCGAUUUGUUACCGCAAAUCUCCUCAUCGUUAGCUAUUUUUAAGGCAAUAUCAGUAUGCUAUCAGCUUUCCUGAAACAGGUAGAACUGCAGUCUCACUUAUUGCUUUCUACCAGUUACUUUGUCUGGAAAUCUUUUUUUGUUUUCUAUUCUGUACCCCCUGUGCAGCCAGUACUCAAUACCAACUUUACCACAUACCUUACCCUUUCAAAAAACUGAAACUUCCAAGUUUCUCAAACAUUAAUUUCCUUAAUCAAUGAAAUUAAUGUUUCUUCCCUCCUUCUUCCCCAGCUUGUGGGGUUUUUGUAAAAAUGGUUUUUUGGUACCUGUGACAAACCUGCUAACUGCACCAGCCCUUUAUUUGUUUAAAAAAGGAUUUGCAUUGGUAGAUUUAAGAAAAUGUUUGAUAUUUAACAUUUUUGUAUCAUGGAAAUAAAUACAAAAGAUGUAUUUCCAUAAAAUGAAAAAAUUAAAGACAUUUUCUUAGGAACUGUUUUGGUUUUAUUUAUUAGCUUAUGAAAUAUUUUUAGUGAACUCUUUUUUUUUUUUUUUUUUUUUUUUCCUUUGUAAUAUAACUAUUUUUUUGUCAGCCUGCAUUAGCUUUUUUUCCAUGGACUACUUUCCAAGAUAUUGGUGAAGUGUAACCAAGAAAAGCAAGCCUGUUGUCUUAAGAUUUAAAUCACUAUACAUUUCCCUUGGAGGAG